AUGAGCGGUCUUGCGAGUCCAAACAAUCAACGAAAGCAAAGUAACGCCUCAGUUGACCUGUCUGAACAGUCAACUCCGAGAGGAACCAAACGAGAACACGAAGAUGACGAGGAACUUGACUCCGGCGAGGACGAAACUGGAAGUAAGAGUGAGAAACGGGCCGGUCGUCGUAAAAUAAAAAUCGAGUAUAUCGAUGACAAGAGUAGACGCCAUAUCACAUUUAGCAAGCGAAAGGCAGGAAUAAUGAAGAAGGCAUACGAACUUAGUACCUUGACAGGGACUCAAGUAUUACUUCUGGUUGUAUCAGAAACGGGUCUGGUGUAUACAUUUACCACCCCGAAGCUUCAACCUCUCGUCACCAAACCCGAGGGGAAGAACCUCAUCCAGGCUUGUCUGAACGCCCCGGACACACCAUCGGGACAAGAUUCACCUAAUACGACACGUUCUGCGCAAAACUCCUCCGUAUACGGCAAUGAUAACUCACCGUCCGUAGACAAUAACAAUAGCAAUGAUGCCUACGAUAGUGACAGAAAGCCUCAGACACCUGGAAAUCAGAUGUCACAACCUCAACCUUAUACCCUUGGUUUGAACCCUUAUAACCAAUACAGUGGAAUCGCCAAUGGCAUGACAUUGAGCACCAGUGGUAUCGCCGCACCGCCAUACAUGUCCACUGGCUAUCCGCAAUACAAUCAACAAGCUCACCUGAAUCAAUACGCAGCACCGAGUAAUGCGUACAUGCCAUCUACAGGAUACUGGCCUGCGAGCGCCACGAACGGCACCAAGGUACCACAAUAUCCAAAUCAAUCUCCCGAAAAGAAAUGA
This is a messenger RNA of Acaulospora colombiana, 822 nucleotides long. NCBI's taxonomy places the organism in Eukaryota, Fungi, Glomeromycota, Glomeromycetes, Diversisporales, Acaulosporaceae. The record is from the annotation of a GenBank genome assembly.